GACUUUGAGUGCGCUUAAAUAUUUACCGUUUGCUUUUAAAUGUUUGAUAGUGGGAGAGUUUUGAGAUGAAAAUUAACAAAAUGCAGAUUCACUGAGUUGAUUAUAAACAUAUAUUACCAUAUUGCCAUAUUUAUAGUCUAAGAAUUGUUGAAAAUAUGAUUACCUUGAGAGGAAAAUUGAAGAAGGAUAGUGAUAUACCAAACUCAAAAAACAGAGAAUAUAAUAAACGCGUUUCUGUCCGUGAUAAGCUAUUAAUAAAAGAGGUUCAAGAAAUGCAGCAAACAUUACCUAGUACAUGUCAGGUGAAAUUUCAAGAUCCCGAUUGUCUACAUGAGUUUAUUCUCUUGAUUGUUCCUGAUGAAGGAUAUUGGGUUGGAGGUAGAUUUCAUUUCCAAGUUUAUAUACCUGAAGAAUAUAAUAUGGCUCCACCAAAAGUUAAAUGCCUAACAAAAUUGUGGCAUCCUAAUAUAAAUGAGGAUGGUAACGUAUGUCUCUCAAUUUUAAGGCAGAGUAGUAUAGAUGAAAUGGGGUGGGCACCGACUCGUAAACUUAAAGAUGUUGUAUGGGGUUUGAAUUCACUUUUCACAGAUCUUCUAAAUUUUGAUGAUCCUUUAAACAGAGAAGCAGCUGAUCUAUUUGUAAAAGAUAAGGAAUCCUUUCGAAGUAAGGUUAAGGAUUAUGUUAUGCAAUAUGCAAAAAGAUGAUUCAGAUCAGUGGGUAAUAUUAUAACAGUGACGCUCUACGUUUAUGGAAUUAGUUUUUUAUUUUGAUGGAAAGUUCGAGUUUGAUUAAAAAGUGUUUUUUAAUUUGAUAUCGAUUAAUUUGUAUUUAACUAUCAUUCAGUACUAGUCUUCUUAUUCUAGGGAGAUUGUUUUUGUUAUAUUUGAAUCUGUUAAUUAUAUGCAGCUUUUGAAUGUUAUGAUACUUCAUAGCAGUUAAAUUUGUGUAAAUUAAUGGUAUAGAGAGCGAGAACGGAGGACAUGUCAUGUGUACAAUAUACUUAUCCUUUUUAUAGAGCAUUGUAAUGAUGAAAGAUCAUAAUUUGUAAAUAAAGUCAAUAUUUAAUAAUAAA
Molecule: messenger RNA, 1072 nt
Organism: Bombus pyrosoma
Lineage: Eukaryota; Metazoa; Arthropoda; Insecta; Hymenoptera; Apidae
Product: NEDD8-conjugating enzyme UBE2F-like
Exons: 5
Coding region: 156-704 (182 amino acids)
Source: RefSeq, a predicted model, not a curated record